AUGGCUUAUCAGAUUGUGUUACCUUCGAUAUUGUCCAAUAUUCACGAUGUAUUUCACGUGUCGCAAAUAAGGAAACACACUUUGGAUCCCUCACACGUGGUAGAACCAGACACAAUUCAACUAAAGGAUAACUUGUCAUUCGAAGUACUACCAGUAAGAAUAGAGGACAUGAAGACUGAGUGGUUAAGGAACAAAGAAGUUUCGUUGGUCAAAGUGAUUUGGAACUCAACUAAUGGAGAUGCGACUUGGGAACUGGAGAGUAAGAUGAUGGAACAACACCCUAAUUUGUUUAUCGACACGUAG
Messenger RNA from Cicer arietinum (chickpea), 303 nucleotides. RefSeq lists its product as uncharacterized. The record is from RefSeq and is a predicted model, not a curated record. Lineage: Eukaryota; Viridiplantae; Streptophyta; Magnoliopsida; Fabales; Fabaceae.